This is a messenger RNA of Olea europaea var. sylvestris, 879 nucleotides long. RefSeq lists its product as uncharacterized. NCBI's taxonomy places the organism in Eukaryota, Viridiplantae, Streptophyta, Magnoliopsida, Lamiales, Oleaceae. The record is from RefSeq and is a predicted model, not a curated record. Gene Ontology annotation, biological process: gravitropism; regulation of growth. The transcript has 6 exons. The coding region runs from base 1 to 879 and encodes 292 amino acids.
AUGAAGAUAUUUAGUUGGAUGCAAAACAAGCUUAAUGGAAAAGAAAGGAGAAGCAAACCAAAUUCAGCAUCAGCAACUGAUCAUAUCAUGCACCAAACCUGUAAAGAAGAAUUCAGUGAUUGGCCAAAUGGAUUGCUUUCUAUUGGAACACUUGGAAACAGCGCUCUGAAACUUCCAGAAAAUUCCAAUCUUCAACAAAGCUUAUCAUCCUGUCAGGAUCAGCCAAAAGAUAACCUUAAAUCGGAAAAGCACAUUGACUGUUUGCCUAGCUUGGAACAUAAUAAAACUUCCGAUAAGUCGAUAAAUGGUGAUUCAGAAAACAAAGACAGUAAUCUCCAGCAAUCGAUCAGUGUAGUCCCUAGCAGAGAAUCAGAUAUUCGAUUGCAUAACACAGCAAAUAGUAUUGGUAAAAAGUCAUUGUCUUUUCUUUUUAAGAAAGCAUUCCUCUGUGGAGGCGGAUUCAGUUCAGCUCCCUUCUUAAGGGAUCCAUUUCCAGAGCCAAAAUUGGAUAAAUCAAAAAUGGAGAAGAUUUUAGGGGAUAUCCUACAGAAAAAGAUUUACCCCCAAAGUUCUACUCAAAUGACUACCGCAAAGAAAUACUUGUAUAUGCCUGAAAGUGAAAGUGAAAGUGAAAGUGAAGGAAGUAAAUGGGUGAAAACAGACUCAGAAUGUCUUCUGUGGGAUGUGCAUAUUUUUGCCAUGGCUUAUUGUGAUGAUAUCUCGUUUUGCCAUGGUUGGCUAAGCAUUGUGUAUAUCUCCAAACUUCACAUUUUUGUUCAAUGGGGGAAGAAAGAGCAGAUUUUUACUAGUUUUUUCCUGGUAUCUGGAAAAAUGUUAUUUGUGCGAAAAUCAUGUCUUGCUGUACAAUCUACUCUAUAG